Molecule: messenger RNA, 870 nt
Organism: Opisthocomus hoazin
Lineage: Eukaryota; Metazoa; Chordata; Aves; Opisthocomiformes; Opisthocomidae
Source: RefSeq, a predicted model, not a curated record
AUGGCGAGCGUUUUGAGAAAGGAAAAGAAGAUUCCGAGCCAGCUGAAGGACAAGCUGGUCCUGAAACGUGUUGAUCGGCUCCCGAAAGCCGUGCGCUUGUUGUACGGCUCUGACGAGCUUCCUCCCCGCUUCCCCGCUCCGGGGGGCAAGGAUAACUGGGAUGAUGAGGAGGAAGAGGAGGAAGUAAAGGAGACGGAGGUAAAACAAGAACCAAAAGUGUCAGAAAAAAAGAAAAUAGCAGAAAAAAUAAAAGAAAAAGAAAAGCUACAGAAGAAGAAGCAAGAGGAGCUUAAAAAAAGGUUAGAGGCGCCGGAGGAGCAUAAAGAGCUUACACCAGAAGAACAGCUAGCAGACAAACUACGACUAAAGAAAUUACAAGAGGAGUCAGACCUGGAGUUAGCAAAAGAAACCUUUGGUGUAAAUAACACUUGUGGAAUAGAUGCCAUGAAUCCCUCUUCAAAAGAUGACUUUACGGAAUUUGGCAAGCUACUAAAAGAGAAAAUUACACAGUAUGAAAAAUCCUUACAUUACGCCAGUUUUUUGGAAGCAUUAGUUCGAGACGUAUGUAUUUCAUUGGAAGUUGAUGAUUUGAAAAAGAUCACAAAUGCUUUGACAGUACUAUGCAGUGAAAAACAGAAACAAGAAAAGAAUAAAGCCAAAAAGAAGAAAAAAGGUGUUGUGCCUGGAGGUGGUUUAAAGGCUACUAUGAAAGAUGACCUGGCUGAUUACGGAGGAUACGAUGGAGAAUACGUACAAGACUUUGAAGACUUCAUGUGACAUUUAUCUCCCCUUCUGUUGUCUUUCUGUUGCCCAUAAUCCCUUAAACAUGUAGCACAACUUUUCUUCCUUUAAUUCUGCCAAAUGCUACAA